GGGCCCCCCGCGAGGCCCGUGUGGGGCGGGGCGGCCCGCGCUCCCACAGCCGCCGCCGGCGCCUCAGUCGCGGGAGCUGCUGCAGCCCCGGCCGCCCAGCAAGUGGCUCGGAGCCGUGGCUUCUCCGGUGCCCCGACGCCGACCGGCCCCCGUGUCCCGCUCGCCCGCGUCUAGGCCGUGCGCAAGGCCUCUCGCCAGCGCAGAGCCCCGGGCAGACGCAGCUUCCGCGGUCUCCGCCGGCGCCCAGCAGCCAUGCCCCGGGCGACUCCGCUCGGGGUCCUGGUGUCCCUGCUGCUGCCACCGCUGCUGCUACUGCCGCCGGCCCUGGACGCCGGGGGCCCGGGCCGCUCGGAUGCCGCGGGGGGCGCCCCGGCGCUAGGAGGCGAAGAGGGCGCGGAGCCGCCGCUGGAGCUUCACCACGACCCCUGCAAGGCCGCUGUCUUUUGGGGAGACAUUGCCUUAGAUGAAGAUGACUUGAAGCUAUUCCACAUCGACAAAGCCAGAGACUGGCUCAAACCCUCGGAGGAAGCCGGGCACAGGCAUGGCACGAGUGGGUUUGAAGAGCAGCCACUUGAGAGCUGGCAGAACGUUACCAUCACAAACACCAGCAGAGGAGAAGCUAGAAAAGAUGAUCGGGACAGUGCCACGCUGCCACAGAGUGCCGGGACCUGGAAUGCCAGAUCUGAGAGCGCCCCUCCCCGUGUCAGAAGGGCCACAACCUCACGGACAGAGAGGAUAUGGCCAGGAGGGGUCAUUCCCUAUGUCAUCGGUGGAAACUUCACUGGAAGUCAGAGGGCCAUCUUUAAGCAGGCCAUGAGACACUGGGAGAAGCAUACCUGCGUGACCUUCGUAGAGAGGACUGACGAAGAGAGCUUCAUUGUGUUCAGUUACAGAACCUGUGGUUGUUGUUCUUAUGUUGGGCGCCGAGGAGGAGGCCCGCAGGCCAUAUCGAUUGGGAAAAACUGUGACAAGUUUGGCAUUGUGGCACAUGAGCUAGGCCACGUGGUUGGGUUCUGGCAUGAACAUACCCGUCCAGACAGAGACCAGCAUGUCACCAUCAUCAGAGAAAACAUCCAGCCAGGUCAGGAGUAUAAUUUCUUAAAAAUGGAAGCCGGGGAAGUGAGUUCUCUGGGAGAGACGUACGACUUUGACAGCAUCAUGCACUACGCCCGGAACACUUUCUCAAGAGGAGUUUUCUUGGACACCAUCCUUCCACGUCGUGAUGACAAUGGCGUCAGGCCAACCAUUGGCCAGCGUGUGCGGCUCAGCCAGGGAGACAUAGCUCAAGCCAGGAAGCUGUACAAAUGCCCAGCGUGUGGCGAGACCCUGCAGGACACGGCAGGAAACUUCUCUGCUCCUGGUUUCCCCAAUGGCUACCCUUCCUAUUCCCACUGUGUCUGGAGGAUAUCAGUCACUCCUGGGGAAAAGAUCAUCUUAAAUUUCACAUCCAUGGACUUGUUUAAAAGCCGCCUUUGCUGGUACGAUUACGUGGAGGUCCGGGAUGGUUAUUGGAGAAAAGCCCCUCUGUUGGGGAGGUUUUGUGGUGAUAAAGUCCCGGAGCCCCUCAUCUCCACGGACAGCCGGCUCUGGGUGGAGUUUCGAAGCAGCAGCAACAUCCUGGGCAAGGGCUUCUUCGCAGUCUAUGAAGCUACCUGUGGGGGAGACAUUAACAAGGACGCUGGUCAGAUUCAGUCUCCCAACUACCCAGAUGACUACAGACCUUCCAAGGAAUGUGUGUGGAGGAUUACAGUGUCCGAGGGGUUUCAUGUGGGGCUCACCUUCCAGGCUUUUGAGAUUGAAAGGCACGACAGCUGCACCUACGACUACCUGGAAAUCCGGGAUGGCGCCACAGAGGAGAGCACCUUGAUCGGCCACUUCUGUGGCUAUGAGAAACCAGAGGAUGUGAAGUCAAGCUCCAACAGAAUGUGGAUGAAGUUUGUGUCUGAUGGCUCUAUCAAUAAAGCAGGCUUUGCAGCCAACUUUUUCAAGGAGGUGGAUGAGUGUUCCUGGUCAGAUCAUGGCGGCUGUGAACAGCGCUGUGUGAACACCCUGGGCAGCUACAAGUGUGCCUGUGAGCCCGGCUACGAGCUGGCUGCUGACAAGAAGACGUGUGAAGUGGCCUGCGGUGGUUUCAUUACUCAGCUGAACGGCACCAUCACCAGCCCAGGGUGGCCGAAGGAGUACCCAACAAACAAAAACUGUGUCUGGCAGGUGGUGGCCCCCACUCAGUACCGGAUUUCUCUUCAGUUUGAAGUGUUUGAGCUGGAAGGCAAUGAUGUGUGUAAGUACGACUUUGUGGAGGUACGCAGUGGCCUCUCCCCAGAUGCCAGGCUGCACGGCAAGUUCUGUGGCUCUGAGACGCCCGAAGUCAUCACCUCGCAGGGCAACAACAUGCGUGUCGAGUUCAAGUCUGACAACACCAUCUCCAAACGUGGCUUCAGGGCCCACUUCUUCUCAGACAAGGACGAGUGUGCCAAGGACAACGGCGGGUGCCAGCACGAGUGCGUCAACACCUUUGGGAGCUACUUGUGCAGGUGCAGGAAUGGCUACCGGCUCCAUGACAACAAGCACGACUGUAAAGAGGCUGGCUGUGUACACAGGAUCAGCAGUGCAGAGGGGACCCUGGCAAGCCCCAACUGGCCGGACAAGUACCCCAGCCGGAGAGAGUGCACCUGGAACAUCUCUUCCACUGCGGGCCACAGGGUGAAACUUACAUUUAAUGAGUUUGAGAUUGAGCAGCACCAAGAAUGUGCCUACGACCACCUAGAGCUGUAUGACGGGCCCGACGGCCUGGCUCCCAUCCUAGGCCGCUUCUGUGGCAGCAAGAAGCCGGACCCUGUGGUGGCCUCGGGCAGCAGCCUGUUCCUCAGAUUUUACUCAGACGCCUCAGUGCAGAGGAAGGGCUUCCAGGCUGAACACAGCACAGAGUGUGGGGGUCGACUGAAGGCUGAAGUACAGACCAAAGAGCUCUAUUCCCACGCCCAGUUUGGGGACAACAACUACCUCAGCCAGGCCCACUGUGACUGGGUGAUUGUGGCAGAGGACGGCUAUGGUGUGGAGCUGAUAUUCCGGACCUUUGAGGUGGAGGAGGAGGCUGAAUGUGGCUAUGACUACAUGGAGGCCUUUGAUGGCUACGACAGCACAGCGCCGAGGCUCGGCCGAUUCUGCGGCUCAGGGCCAUUGGAAGAGAUCUAUUCUGCAGGGGAUUCUCUGAUGAUUCGGUUCCACACAGAUGACACUAUCAACAAGAAAGGCUUUCACGCCCAGUACACCAGCACUAAAUUUCAGGAUGCCCUGCACAUGAAGAAAUAAUAUCAGUGGUCCUGAAAGACAGCACCUGAGAACAUCUCAAUGACAGUAGCACCUUGUGGAUCCACCCCAAAACAAUGUACAGUAUUUGUUUUUUCCUCAAAAAUUCAAAAUCCAGUCUUGGAGGUAUAUACUGGUCAACAAGGAAGAGAGAAGCUUUCUGUUUGCCUCCAGCUACAAUGUUAUUUGAUUGUGAACUUUUUUUUUUUUGCCUCCAGGGUUAUCUCUGGGGCUCCCACGGUGCCUACACUGCAAAUUCACUGCUCCUGGAGGCCCUUUUUUCCCCAUUUUUUUGUUGCCCUUGUUAUUGUUAUUGCUGUUGGAUAAGACAGAAAGAAAAUGAGAGAGGAAGGGAAGACAGACAGGGGGAGAGAAAGAUAGACACCUGCAGACCUGCUUCACCGCUUGUCAGGCAACCCCCCUACAGGUGGGGAUCCGGGGGCUUGAACUGGGAUCCAUGAUCCAGUCUUUGUGCUUUGCGCCAUGUGCGUUAAACCUGCUGCGCUACCGCCCAGCCCUCUGACUGUGAACUUUUUUUUUUUUUCCUCCAGGGUUAUUGCUGGGCUCGGUGCCUGCACCAUGAAUCCACCGCUCCUGGAGGCCAUUUUUCCCCCUUUUUGUUGCCCUAGUUGUUGCAGCCUCGUUGCGGUUAUUAUUGCCAUUGUUGACGUUGCUUUGUUGUUGGAUAGGACAGAGAGAAAUGGAGAGAGGAGGGGAAGACAGAGAGAGGGGAGAGAAAGAUAGACACCUGCAGACCUGCUUCACCGCCCGUGAAGCGACUCCCCUGCA
Messenger RNA from Erinaceus europaeus (western European hedgehog), 4098 nucleotides. It is a transcript of the gene TLL2, whose product is annotated as tolloid like 2. Bases 253 to 3312 code for a protein of 1019 amino acids. Gene Ontology annotation, biological process: proteolysis. The transcript has 21 exons. Gene Ontology annotation, molecular function: calcium ion binding; metalloendopeptidase activity; serine-type endopeptidase activity. The record is from RefSeq and is a predicted model, not a curated record. Lineage: Eukaryota; Metazoa; Chordata; Mammalia; Eulipotyphla; Erinaceidae.